AUGGACGUCGAAGAUGAGACAUGCUCUGAUAGGCUACUAGUUGAAAAUGUUGAUAAAAUUAUGGAAAUUCUUGAGUCAGGGGCUGGUCUCAAGAAGAAACUCGAUGUAUGGAUGCCACACGAAUUAACUUUUGGAGCCUGCGAUUCUUUGCUGAAACGUAACGAAAUCGAAGCAUAUACAUACAGGACAACAGGCGAAAAAGAUCGUGGUUCAAUUGCGGUGAGCCGGCCAAAAGUUAACGACCAAGAAGGUUUUGCUGAGUGUUUGGUGGGAUUGGAAGGGAAUCCUCCACAUAGAACAGCUCCCAUCAUUCAAUUCGGACCUAAAUUAUCAACAACUGACCAGGUUGAAGCAGGAACUUAUUUCAUCUUGUACGACUUCAUAGACUACUUUGAGAAGGACGGGCCGAGUUACUUGCAGCGAGACAAGUACCAUGACAUCAUUAACACCAUCUUCAAAAAUAUGACUCGCCUCGAACGAGACGCCAUUGUGUUCCAGUACACGGAUUGGGAGCACAUCAACGACGGUUACUUAAACCAGAAGAUGAUCGGGGAUGUAGUCGGAGACUACUUCUUCAUCUGCCCCACCAAUCUUUUCGCAAACGUCGCCGCCGACAGAGGCAUGAAAGUCUACUACUACUUCUUCACUCACCGGACGAGCACGUCCCUAUGGGGCGAAUGGAUGGGAGUCAUGCACGGAGACGAGAUAGAGUACGUGUUCGGUCACCCUCUGAACAUGUCCCUCCAGUACAACUCCAGAGAACGAGAGCUCAGCCUGAAAAUCAUGCAGGUUUUCUCCAGAUUCGCAGCAACCGGGUAUGUUAUCAUCAUUAUCGUCAACAUCAUCAUCAUCAUCUACAAAAACAUGAUCAUCAACUACAUACAUAAUGUAAAGAAAAAUGUUCGUGGUACAUUCUACAAUUAG
Messenger RNA from Nicrophorus vespilloides, 924 nucleotides. Its product is annotated as acetylcholinesterase-like. The record is from RefSeq and is a predicted model, not a curated record. Lineage: Eukaryota; Metazoa; Arthropoda; Insecta; Coleoptera; Silphidae. Gene Ontology annotation, cellular component: plasma membrane. Bases 1 to 924 code for a protein of 307 amino acids. Gene Ontology annotation, molecular function: acetylcholinesterase activity. Gene Ontology annotation, biological process: choline metabolic process; acetylcholine catabolic process. The transcript is spliced from 5 exons.